CGGGAGCCCGGCGGCAGCGGUGGCGGGGGUGGCGGCGGCGUCCGCUGCGGCCACGGCUGCAGCAAUGGCGGCGGCGGCGGCGCAGCGACGGCAGCAGCAGCCGGUGGCGGCGGCGACAGUGGGCGGCGGCGGCAGCGGCGGGCCGGGCAUUGCGAUGCCGGCGGUGGGUCGCAAACCGUCCGGCGAGCUGCUGCCGCCCCCGCUGAGCCGGCCCUCGCUGUCGGGAAGCCAGGAGCCCCUGCAGGUCCAGCGCCGCUGCAACAGCAUCACAUGCGCCUCCUCGGCACCACCGCACAAGACAGCGGACGGCAGUCCGGGGCCGGCACCGGGGCCCGCCAACAAGAGCGGCGCGGCACCGCCCCUGCAGCCCCAGCCCACCCUCCCACCCCAGCCCUCACCCCCGCCCCCGCCGCAGCCCCCGGCCUCCAGCUCCUCGGGUGCCACCACACGGCUACCGGCGCUGUCGCUGGCCCGGAGCACCACGUCCGGCAGCGCUGCGGGGUUGUGAGGGGGACUGCGGGGGAGGACGGGGGAGGACGGGGAUGUGGACCACGCAAGUGGGACAUGGAACAGAGCGCUCUAGGGGACACCGCGAGGGAAGGGUGUCCGGAUGGCCAGCAUGCACAAAGAGUCCUGAGCCGGUGUGGAUUGCGGGUGAGAGAGGUGGCGAGUGGGGCGUCUGGGCAGCCCCUUGGCGGUCGUACAUAAGUGAAGAGUGCCGGGUGUUUGGAGGUUUGGUGUGGGCGGUGCGGAGGUGCGCUGGUGGGACCCGGGGGCGCGGCUGGCGCGGGGGGCCGGGGGGAAAAGAAGAAUCCCAAGGUGUUUAAUGAUGCUAGCAAACAAGCGGACGAGCUCCUGGUGACCUGAACCGAGUUAGCUGAACCUAAACGUCUACAGCGGGACAUGCAUCCAACCUACCGAACUUACCAAAUAUGGCUCUACUUUACCAUUAGUCGCCAGCCUUCUCGAAUGCUGAUUACGACGGCGUGAAGUCCCACCGCGCCGCCGAACAAAGACAAACAACAAACGAAAGCAAGGUACGCAACACGUAAGACAGAGACUGAUACAAAGGCGACGGAGG
Messenger RNA from Astrephomene gubernaculifera, 1081 nucleotides. The record is from the annotation of a GenBank genome assembly. Lineage: Eukaryota; Viridiplantae; Chlorophyta; Chlorophyceae; Chlamydomonadales; Astrephomenaceae.